GGCCAGUUCCAAUAUUAAGGGAGUGGUAGAGUGUGCUCUGUGUCUCUAGCUGCCCAAAGUGGUGAAAACUCCUUUUGUUCAGAGCAACGCGGUUGUUGCUGGGAAGCCAUGGGGCUGCUGACUGGGGAUGCACUGUUCUCUGUGGCCAUGGCCGUGGCCAUCUUCCUGCUCCUGGUGGACCUGAUGCACAGACGCCAACGUUGGACUGCUCGCUACCCACCAGGCCCUGUUUCAGUGCCUGGACUUGGUAACCUACUGCAGGUGGACUUCGAGAACAUGACAUACUCCUGCUACAAGCUGCGACAUCAGUUUGGGGACGUAUUCAGCCUGCAGUUUGUCUGGACUCCAGUCGUUGUGGUCAAUGGGCUGUUGGCUGUGCGGGAGGCUCUGGUGCACCACAGCGAGGACACCUCAGAUCGGCCCACACUGCCCACCAAUGCACUACUGGGCUUUGGACCAAAAGCCCAAGGGGUUAUUGGAGCCUACUAUGGACCUGCCUGGCGUGAGCAGCGACGCUUCUCUGUGUCUAGCCUGCGCAAUUUCGGCCUGGGGAAGAAGUCCCUGGAGCAGUGGGUGACCGAGGAGGCCGCCUGCCUGUGUGCUGCUUUCACCAACCAUUCUGGACAGCCCUUUUGCCCCAAAGCCCUGCUGAACAAAGCAGUGUGCAAUGUGAUCUCCUCCCUCAUCUAUGCACGCCGCUUCGACUAUGAUGACCCGAUGGUCCUCAGGCUCUUAGAGUUCCUGGAAGAGAGCUUGAGGGAGAGCAUCAGCUUGAAGAUUCAGGUAUUGAACUCGAUACCACAGCUCCUGCACAUCCCAUGGGUGGCUGCCAAAGUCCUGUCUGCACAGAGGUCCUUCAUUGCCUUGAAUGACAAGCUUUUGGCUGAGCACAACACAGGCUGGGCCCCAGACCAGCCUCCCCGAGAUCUGACUGAUGCUUUCCUGACAGAGAUGCAUAAGGCCCAGGGGAACUCAGAGAGCAGCUUCAAUGAUGAGAACCUUCGUCUACUCGUAUCUGACUUAUUUGGUGCAGGAAUGGUGACCACAUCAGUCACAUUGUCCUGGGCUCUACUCCUCAUGAUCCUACACCCGGAUGUGCAGCGCCAUGUCCAAGAGGAGAUCGAUGAAGUGAUAGGACAGGGGCGGCGCCCAGAGAUGGCAGACCAGGCCCACAUGCCCCUCACCAACGCUGUGAUUCAUGAGGUGCAGCGCUUUGCAGACAUCGUCCCAAUGGGUGUUCCCCACAUGACAUCUCGUGACACUGAGGUGCAGGGCUUCCUCAUUCCCAAGGGGACGAUGCUUUUCACCAAUCUGUCAUCUGUGCUGAAGGAUGAGACUGUCUGGGAGAAGCCCCUGCAUUUCCACCCUGGACAUUUUCUGGAUGCUGAGGGCCGCUUUGUGAAACGUGAGGCCUUCAUGCCAUUCUCCGCAGGCCCCCGCAUAUGCCUUGGGGAGCCCCUGGCCCGCAUGGAGCUCUUCCUGUUCUUCACCUCCCUGCUGCAGCGCUUCAGCUUCUCGGUGCCUGAAGGGCAGCCCCGGCCCAGUGACCGUGGUGUACCUGCCUUCGUAGUGCCUCCAUCCCCCUAUCAGCUCUGUGCUGUGCUCCGCUAGAGGAUGCGCCGUGCCCCACUGUACCCUAGAUAAGUUACUUAAGUUACAAUAAACCCAUCUGUGACUUGCCUGGUA
Messenger RNA from Cavia porcellus (domestic guinea pig), 1686 nucleotides. RefSeq names its product cytochrome P450 2D16-like. The coding region runs from base 109 to 1611 and encodes 500 amino acids. Gene Ontology annotation, molecular function: iron ion binding; heme binding; oxidoreductase activity, acting on paired donors, with incorporation or reduction of molecular oxygen, reduced flavin or flavoprotein as one donor, and incorporation of one atom of oxygen. Gene Ontology annotation, biological process: xenobiotic metabolic process; arachidonate metabolic process. Lineage: Eukaryota; Metazoa; Chordata; Mammalia; Rodentia; Caviidae. The transcript is spliced from 9 exons. Gene Ontology annotation, cellular component: cytoplasm; intracellular membrane-bounded organelle. The record is from RefSeq and is a predicted model, not a curated record.